CGGGUGAGUGACGGAAGGAGAGAGAGGGGGGCGUGGCGGGCGGGUGAGUGACGGACAGGCGGAGCACCAGCGGAGACGUCGGUUAGAGACAGUGACGGAGGGAGAGGGAGAGAGUGAGGGGGGAAGAGCCCGCGCAACGGAGCGGCGGCGGGACAGGGGGAGUGGCGGUGGGAGAGACACGGACCGUGGACCGGCGGCCUCGGCAUCGAUCGCCUUCCCUCCCAGCCGCCGCCAUGGAAGGCACGGCGCGGUUUAAAUCCUAACGGCCGGCCCCACGCGCGCAGCCAGCCCGAGGGUGACGGAGGAGCAGGCGGCGGCGGCGAGGCCCAUCACCGGCGCGGCCCGGCGGUGUAACGCCGUCACCGCGGUCCGCAGCCGUCGGCGUGGAGGUCGAGGGGACGGACGAAGGGUUCUGGGGCCCAGCCAUGGACGAGCACCCGGCAGCCGGGGUGUUCUUCGGCAACAGCUCGGCGCUGAGCGGGGCCGGCGGAGGGCCGGGCAUGGGUGGCCGGAGCCUGCAGCCGCAGCCGGGGGUGGAGGGCGAGACGCAGCGGCCGCAGUACAACAUCCCGGGGAUCCUGCACUUCCUGCAGCACGAGUGGGCCCGCUUCGAGGUGGAGAGGACGCAGUGGGAAGUGGAUAGGGCGGAGUUACAGGCGCAGAUUUCUUUCUUGCAAGGGGAGAGGAAAGGCCAGGAGAACCUGAAGAAGGACUUAGUCAGAAGAAUUAAAAUGCUUGAAUAUGCUUUAAAGCAGGAAAGAGCAAAGCACCACAAGUUGAAAUAUGGCACAGAGUUGAAUCAAGGAGAUAUGAAGCCUCCAAAUUAUGAUUCUGAUGAAGGGAAUGAAAAUGAAAUACAGACCACACAAAAUAAUCAACUAACAUGGAAACAAGGGAGGCAGCUGCUUCGUCAAUAUUUGCAGGAGGUGGGUUACACAGAUACUAUAAUAGAUGUGAAGUCGAGGCGAGCACGGGCACUACUUGGCCUCACUGGUGAUGACCUAGAUAAAUUAUCAGAAAACAAAAGUCUGGAGUCUGUUAUAAAUGGUGGUGAAACACUUUUAAAAAGGACGGACAUGAUUGGAAAUUCUGGAGAGAAAGUUAAACCACUUCCGACUGAUUCAGCAGAUGUGCUGGAAACAUUUAAAUUUCUUGAAAAUGCUGCAGCUGUAUUUAGUGAUGAAGAUGAAGACGAUGAGAGUGAUGGAAAAGAGAGAACAAUUAUCGAUACUUCAUUUGACAAAGUUGUACCAGCUAAUACAAUAGAAGAUAUGGAUACCGAGGAAGCAUUGAGAGAGUUUGACUUCUUAGGAACACCUGAAGAUGGUGAAGGAGCAGGAGAGUCCAGGAGUGCAGGCGAUGGAACAGAAUGGGACAAGGAAGAUGUGUGUCCCACACCAGAGAGCUGGGACGUGGACCAGGGACUAAUAACAAAACUCAAGGAGCAGUACAAAAAGGAGCGAAAGGGGAAAAAGGGGGUGAAGAGGCCAAAUAGAUCAAAGUUACAAGACAUGUUGGCUACUUUAAGAGAUGUAGAUGAACUUCCUCCACUGCAGUCUUCAGUAAAUUCUCCCCCCAGACCAGCUAACACACGCCUGACUGAGCAUGAAACUGGCAGGACAGAAGAAGUUGAGGCAUUGACAUUUCCCCCAGGAUCAGGAAAAUCCUUUAUCAUGGGUACGGACGAAGCACUGGAAAAUGCAUUGGGUCUUGGGGAGUUGGCUGGCCUUACAGUUGCUAAUGAAGCAGACCCUCUAAAUUAUGAUAUCACAAACAACAAAGAUGCAUUACGAAAGACUUGGAAUCCUAAGUUCACAUUACGGAGCCAUUUUGAUGGGAUAAGAGGCCUUGCGUUUCACCCAGUUGAACCUGUUCUGGUAACUGCCUCAGAAGAUCACACUGUGAAGUUGUGGAAUUUACAAAAGACUACCCCAGCAAAAAAGAGUACAUCAUUGGAUGUAGAACCCAUAUACACAUUCAGGGCUCACAGAGGCCCAGUGUUGUGUGUUGUGAUGAGCACCAGUGGGGAGCAGUGUUUCAGUGGAGGUACUGACGGAGUAAUCCAGUGCUGGAAUGCCCCCAGUUCCGCUAUUGAUCCUUAUGAUUCAUACGAUCCUUCUGUGUUGCGAGGUGCUUUGGAAGGACACACUGACGCCGUUUGGGGUUUGGUGUACAGUGCAGCACAUCAACGCCUCCUGUCCUGUUCAGCUGAUGGGACUCUGCGGCUGUGGAACACCACUGAAAUAGCGCCUUCACUUUGUGUAUUUAAUGAAAACAAAGAAUCUGGAAUCCCUACCUCUGUUGACAUAGUCUGCAGUGAUCCGUCUCAUUUGGUGUCAUCAUUUGUAAAUGGACAGACGAGCAUAUUUGACAUGGAGACAUGUCAACGAUUCCUCACCUUUGAGUCUAGUAUUGAUGCUUCAUCUACAUGCCAAAUUAAUAAAGUCAUUAGUCAUCCUACACUUCCUGUCACCAUAACAGCCCAUGAGGACCGAUGCAUAAAAUUCUUUGACAAUAACACAGGAAAAACUCUUCAUUCAAUGGUAGCUCAUUUAGAUGCUGUUACAAGUUUAGCUGUGGAUCCAAAUGGCUUGUAUCUGAUGUCUGGCAGUCAUGACUCUUCAAUUCGUUUGUGGAGCCUUGAGACAAAGACCUGCAUUCAGGAGUUCACUGCACAUCGUAAAAAGUUUGAUGAGUCCAUCCAUGAUGUGGCAUUUCAUCCUUCCAAAUGUUAUAUCGCCAGUGCUGGGGCAGAUGCACUGGCCAAAGUAUUUGUAUGAUAGUUUUCUGUAUACUACUUCAGACCCUCUAUUUUCAAUUAGUGUCUAUGACACUGCCAGACAUAGGGAUAACAUUUACUGCCCAGUACUCCGCAGUACUUGGAUUGCAGAGACCACAGUUCUGAAACAGCCGUGCUUAGGUCCAAGGGAUUUGUUGUUUAUGUUUUUCCUUAACUUAAUUUCUAUUAUCCUGGAGCUGCCCUGUUUAUCCAGGCAGGCCUGGAUAAAGCUGGGUUUGGGUAUAUUUCCUCCUCUUGGAGAAUUCGGCACACCAAGCAGUACCUGUAUGAAAGGUGAAGUUUGUUCUCUGUGCUGGGCAGCUAGCAAGGAGUGUCUAUAGAGUGGAGAGGCAAGCUGCAUCAAUUCCAGGUUAAAGGGAGCUGUAAAAGUCCAACAGUAGAGUAUUUUCAAAGAUAAGAUGCCAAACAUUUGCUAAACAAUAAGAAAAAAACCUCUUAAACAAUUGUACAAUAAAACUGAAUGUUUACAUAUGGGAAACAAUAUCUGUAGUUGAUUAUUGUUCUAGCUGCCUGACUGUAUUAGACUUGUGCCAGCAGCUGUGUGAUCCGUGAACUCAUUUCUCCUUAAAGACUGUUUAUGAAGUUUUAAGGUAAAUUUGAAUCGUCAGUAAAUUUAAUGGCAUACAGCUACACUUCAUUUGGAGUUGUGAAUAAUUAUACAUUUAAGGCAUUUGUUUAGCACUUAGAUAAACACUGACAUUUUUAACUACAGUUAUAAAAAGAUAUACUUUUUAAGCACAGUAGUAGAUUUGUGUCUUAAAUGGGGCUUUAACAUUGGGUAUUUGAAUGUCUAAUCCUUUCACUAAAAGUACAUUUUAAUUUUAAUGGCCUGGAGAACUACAUAUUGUAAACACAGCGAUGGAAUGUUUAAUAGUAUUAUUGUUGGGGUGUUUUUACUCUUGGGAUUUCUUUGUAAUUCAUAAACCAUGGCAUUAACACUUCAUUGAACUGGUAUAUGCGCCUUGGGUGAUGGUAUGAGAAUAGAAUGUAGCACUGUGCUAUUUUAAGAGAUCUUACUAAUCUGGUUUUCAAGUGACAGGUCAUUUUUUUAAUGGCACAAUCUUGACUGCCACCGAACACUGCUGGACACAAGAGUAAGGUAAUUUUACAGCAAUGAUUCUUUGUGCUAGAGGACAAAAAUGGCAUUAAAUCAAACUAACUAAUUCCUUUUAAAAAAUUUAAAUAUUGAACAUGUUUGACAUUGGCCAACAGUUGUAACUGUUUGGCAUUUCAAAUAGGGAAUCCUGCUUUAAAGUUAGCUUGCUAAAAUUUCCCAUUUCUUGGUCCAGUAGCAAGCUAUUUAGGAAGUGAAAUAUAUUUUAAAAAUGAAUAUAUGGGCAUAUAAAGUAUUUCAAAAUGGACCAUCUUUAAUACUGACAGUGGUAUGUAUUUGGAAGGAGCAUCAAUGCAAUGAGUGAGUUUGUGUGUUGGGCACAUUUGCUACUUCUACCUGUGUUUUUUUUUAGAAAAGUGAUCAUGUUUUGAUCAAACUGCAUAGGAGAGGCUUCUAAGCAUCAUGGUUAUUUGAUACCUACUAAAAGAUAAUUUUCUUGUAAAAAGGCAAUUGUUAUUCUAUGAUGUUCUCAUCUCUUUUCUGAAAUGGAAAGUGAUAGAUUUUAUUGGUAAUAAAAUUCUGAUAUUUCAGAAAUUGAUGCAUUUGCAGUUUAUAAAUUUAGCCAAGUCAUCUGUUCUUUUAGACAUUGACAAAAGUAAUAAACGCUUCCUGUCAAUGAUCCCAUGAAAAAAGGGCGUCAUAACCAAGACUCAGCUGUUUAAGGAAAUGGAAUUUUGAGUGAUGUUUAUUGAUAACUAGACUAUCCUCUCAGAUAAACUUUAAUGCUCAUUUGAUUAUACCAGCGUGUAUUUGUUCCAAAUAAAGGACUGAUGAGGUUUUUCGGCCAGAUCCCAUGGGCUCUUCUUUCCUUCAGUCUAACUAAUCCCCUUUGUUAGUUACUUCAUUUCUUUUCCAUUAUUAGAAAUGUGGACAUGCAUUUUUAUUUUGACUGGCCUUUAAAAUGUGUUUCUCCAUUCCUUCAUUUAUGUACAUAAAAAUCAGUCCACUGAUGAAAUUGAAUGUCCACAAAGAAUUUUUGGAUUGUUUGUGCGCAAGGUGGCAGUUGCGUGAUUUGCCCCUCCCACCCCACCCCACCCCCACACCGGCUCCAUAUAUAUAUUUAUAUGCCUACUUGUACUUGGGUCCAAUUCUUCAUUUGUAGGGAAAGAGCUCUCUAACCUUGAGGAAAAACUACUCAGCUAGAAAUAUUUUCCACUACAAGGUGUUUUUCAUGAAUAAACUGUCAGCCUCUACAAUAUUGUCAUCUUGUCCAUAAUAAAGCUAUUUUAUCAUUUGG
Pristis pectinata (smalltooth sawfish) is the source of this 5151-nucleotide messenger RNA. RefSeq names its product striatin, calmodulin binding protein (gene strn). The record is from RefSeq and is a predicted model, not a curated record. NCBI's taxonomy places the organism in Eukaryota, Metazoa, Chordata, Chondrichthyes, Rhinopristiformes, Pristidae. Bases 426 to 2780 code for a protein of 784 amino acids. Gene Ontology annotation, molecular function: armadillo repeat domain binding; protein-containing complex binding; protein phosphatase 2A binding. The transcript is spliced from 18 exons. Gene Ontology annotation, cellular component: dendrite.